GUGUCUUUUCCUAGAGGGACGAGCUCUCGAGCUCUCAUUAAAUCUCUGAGUGUCCUGGAGAGAUCAUUUUUUCCCUCUCUGGGUGUCCUUUGUGGCCCAUGAAAAAACAGCUGCCAGAAAGACAAACCUGAGGCAAACAAGUGGAGCUCAAUAUUAUCCUUCCAUCCAUCCAUAAAAAAGAUCUUCCUGAACAUCUAUCAAAGCCAGUUAAAGAUGCAUCCCACCUUUCUCCUGCUCUUGGUGUGUUUUCUGCACGCCAGCAAUCUCCCGGGUGAAAAGGCAACCCCAAAGAAGAGGGCUUGGAGGGCUCCACCCUGUAUACGGUGCUGCGGGCAGGACGAGCAGCCAGCCUCCAUCACUGCUUCCCGAUUCGCACGGAUGACCAGCGAUUCUCGUUAUGCGACCCCUAAGAUCCAGCCCACCAUCGAUAUCCACAUCUUAAAAGGAGAAAAAGGUGAGAUGGGGGAACGAGGCCUUGCAGGGCUCGAAGGCAAAUCGGGUGAGACAGGCCUACAGGGAUCCCAUGGCCAGAAAGGUCAAAAGGGUCAGGUGGGCCCACCCGGCCACUCCUGCAAACAGCAUUACGCUGCCUUUUCAAUCGGACGCAGCAAACCCCUCCACAGUUUGGAUUACUACCAACGGGUCACUUUCGACACGGAGUUCGUCAACCUCUACAAGCAUUUCAACAUGUUUACUGGCAGCUUCUUCUGCUACGUUCCCGGGAUCUACUUCUUCAACCUGAACGUCCACACCUGGAACUACAAGGAGACCUACCUGCACAUCAUGAAGAAUGAAGACCAAGUGGCGAUCCUCUACUCUCAGCCCAGUGAGAGGAGCAUCAUGCAGAGCCAAAGCCUCAUGCUGGACCUCCUGGAAGGAGAUGAGGUCUGGGUACGAAUGUUCAAGCGGGAGCGGGAGAAUGCGAUCUACAGCGAGGAGUCGGACAUCUAUAUUAUCUUCAACGGCCACCUAAUUAAGCCUGCUGUGGAAGGAACUCCAGUCGAAGACUAAAGUAGCAGAGGUGGCUUGUCUACUCUUCAAACGGUGCUUUUGCAUGGACUGCAGCCACAGAGCUGCUUGCCUUGCGCACGGGGACUACGGCUACUCUCCCGGCCAACUCACCACAGCCAACUCGCCACGGCCAGCUCACCACAGACAAUUUGCCAUGGCCAACUCACCAUGGCCAACAUACCAUGGCCAACUCACCACAGCCAACUCACCACAGCUAACUCACCAUGGCCAACUCACCAUGGCCAACAUACCAUGGCCAACAUACCAUGGCGAACUCGCCACAGCCAACUCGCCACGGCCAACUCACCACGGCCAACUCGCCAUGGCCAACUCACCACGGCCAACUCAUCACGGCCAACUCGCCACGGCCAACUCACCAUGGCCAACUCACUACGGCCAGCUUGCUACGGGAAAACUUGCAGCAGGUCAAGAGUUACAUUAAUAUCAAAUAUAUGGUGGAAUAAAAUAAUAAUUAAAUUAUUAAUAUACUUUAAAAUAAUUGAAUCGAAUUGUUGAAUUGUCCUGCAGCGAGUUAUCCUCUGCUGAAUUGGCCACGGUGAGUUGUCCUAUUCUGUGCUCAGGGCCCCAGUGGAAUUAACGUAUAAAUAGGUGCUACUAGGCUUACGACUUUUCCCAGUGUUGUGAUGGAGAGAAAAUCCCAGAUCUCUGGGAUCCUGCUGAAUAGUUCUCACAAAACGGGUGCCAGGGGGGAGAUUUUGCACAUUCCCCCAGCGUCUAAGACCAAUUACAAAAGACUUCUUGACCAGAAGACAAAUUAAUAAGGCUGACCAUCCCCACCACUUUAAGGACUCCAUCCAUCACUUCUCAGAAUACUUGACCCUCCUUUGAGGCAGAGUAUAUGCUUCAAAGAAAAGAAGGGGGUGGGGAUCCAAAAAAGAGUCAUGUGCCAUUUUAUUUCCUAAGAUUACUUCUUGGCUUCCUGGGGUUCAGAGACAUCCUUGGGAAUUAGAAUGAUGGCAUGAUAUGCAUGAUAAACGUAGCCCUCAAUUUAUGACCAAUCAUUAUUGGUUAUGAUUAUCAUUAAUGAUUAUCAUUAUGAUCAUUAUCAUUAUGAGUAUUUGAAUAGCAGACUUGUUAGAGUUGGAAGGGACCUUGGAGGUCUUCUAGUCCAACCCCCUGCCCAGGCAGGAAACCCGGUACCAUUCCAGACAAGUGACUGUCCAGUCUCUCCUUGAAAUCCUCCAGUGAUGGAGCACCCACAAUUUUUUGUUUGUUUGUUUACAUUUAUAUCCCGCCCUUCUCCGAAGACUCAGGGUGGCUUACAGUGUGUAAGGCAAUAGUCUCAUUCUAUUUGUAUAUUUACAAAGUCAACUUAUUGCCCCCUCAACAAUCUGGGUCCUCAUUUUACCUACCUGAUAAAGGAUGGAAGGCUGAGUCAACCUUGGGCCUGGUGGGACUUGAACCUGCAGUAAUUGCAGGCAGCUGUGUUUAAUAACAGGCUUCUUACAGCCUGAGCCACACCGCGGCCCUUUCUGAAUUUCUGAAGGCAACUUCUGUUCCGCUGGUUAAGAGUUCUGACUGUCAGGAAAUUUCUCCUUAGUUCUAGGUUGCUUCGCUCCUUGAUUAGUUUCCAUCCAUCGUUUCUUUUUCUUGACUUCAGGUGCUUUGGACAAUAGAAUACAGAAUAACUGAACUGGAAGAGACCUUGGAGGUCUUCUAGUCCUAAUCUGUGUUCUCCUUUUGUUCAUGAACUGGAUCUGUAAUCAAUAUUAUUGAACAGGGAUUCAUGAGGUGCUUAAA
Ahaetulla prasina is the source of this 2772-nucleotide messenger RNA. RefSeq names its product C1q and TNF related 8 (gene C1QTNF8). NCBI's taxonomy places the organism in Eukaryota, Metazoa, Chordata, Lepidosauria, Squamata, Colubridae. The transcript has 3 exons. Gene Ontology annotation, molecular function: protein binding. The record is from RefSeq and is a predicted model, not a curated record. The coding region runs from base 214 to 1011 and encodes 265 amino acids.